This is a messenger RNA of Sinocyclocheilus grahami, 2840 nucleotides long. RefSeq names its product cytoplasmic polyadenylation element-binding protein 3-like. The record is from RefSeq and is a predicted model, not a curated record. The transcript is spliced from 9 exons. Gene Ontology annotation, cellular component: synapse; cytoplasm; nucleus. Gene Ontology annotation, biological process: negative regulation of cytoplasmic translation. Lineage: Eukaryota; Metazoa; Chordata; Actinopteri; Cypriniformes; Cyprinidae. Gene Ontology annotation, molecular function: translation factor activity, RNA binding; mRNA regulatory element binding translation repressor activity; mRNA 3'-UTR binding. Bases 87 to 1808 code for a protein of 573 amino acids.
UGGCUGAUCAGGGGCUCAUUAAUAAUAAAACUCCCAGCCCGAUCGCUGUGAUCAAUAAUAACUGAUCAUCUGUUUCAGCUCAAAACAUGCAGGAUGAUUUACUGAUGGACAAAAGCAAAGCUCAGCCUCACCAGCACCAAGAGCCGUCAAAUACAGAGCCUCCAUCCACCCCGACCCCCUCCGAGCCUCCGGUCCCGGACGAGCACAACCACGUCGGUCACAACGAGCGGGUCGCCAUGGAGUCUCCGGUGUUACCGGGUUUGGGUUUCCCUCAGGAUUCCUCUCUGUCGCCGUCGUUCGGCAGCACUUGGUCCACCAACGCCGUAGACGAAGGCUUUUUCCAAGGGAUUCCGUCGGUAAACGGGACGAUGCUUUUUCAAAACUUUCCCCAUCACGUCAACCCGGCUUUCGGAGGUAAUUUUCCCCCGCAGAUGAGAAGGGCUCCGCUGAGUGUGAACCAGAGGAACCCCUACAGCCACCAGACGCUCAUCAAUAAAGUGUCCGCGUCGUCCGCUUCUUCGUCCGCCUGGAAUAACCACCAGAACGCGGUGUGGAGCUCCGCGGCGAACCCCUGGAGCGGCAGAGACCCGCGGAGAGCGCUCGGGCUCGGCGUCCCGUCUCCGCUCAACCCCAUCUCCCCGACGAAGAAGCCCUUCCCGAGCAAUGUCAUCGCGCCCCCGAAAUACCAGAGACCAGGAGCCCUGCAGAAACCCUGGAUGAUCUCCGAGCCUCCGGAGCCCUUCAGAACCGACAACAGCAACAACAUGCUGCCAUUUCAGGAAAGGAAUCGCCCUUUUGACCCAUUCAACUUGCAAACUUUGGAGAAUUCCUUAAUGGAUAUGAUUGGGACAAACCAUGACAAAGGUCGCAUGGGUCUCAACUUUCACCAUCCAGUAGCUGAACAUAUAUUACCACUGAACUCCAGGAGCUAUGGUCGCAGAAGAGGUCGCUCUUCACUGUUUCCUUUCGAGGACGGCUUCCUGGACGACGGUCACGGUGAUCAGCGGCUGACCCCUGGCCUGAGCUCGCCCAGCCGCUGUCAGAACGGAGAGAGGAUUGAGCGCUACUCCAGGAAGGUGUUUGUCGGAGGACUGCCACCAGACAUCGAUGAAGAUGAGAUCACCAACAGUUUCCGUCGCUACGGUCACCUGGUGGUGGACUGGCCUCAUAAAGCAGAAAGCAAAUCCUAUUUUCCCCCCAAAGGUAAUGACAUUGACAUCAUCUCUCCUGCAGCACUUCAGUACAGCUGCAGAUGUUUAACAGCUCAAGUUUUUCGUUCUCAGGUCCAGAUUCGCCCGUGGAACCUGAGUGACAGUGAUUUUGUGAUGGAUGGCUCUCAGCCUCUCGACCCACGCAAGACCAUUUUUGUGGGAGGCGUUCCACGACCUCUACGUGCAGUGGAGCUGGCUAUGAUCAUGGACAGACUGUAUGGAGGUGUGUGUUACGCCGGCAUUGACACUGACCCAGAACUCAAAUACCCUAAAGGUGCGGGCCGAGUGGCCUUCUCUAAUCAGCAGAGCUACAUCGCUGCCAUCAGCGCCAGAUUUGUCCAGCUGCAGCAUAAUGACAUUGACAAACGGGUGGAGGUGAAGCCGUACGUGCUGGACGAUCAGAUGUGCGAUGAAUGUCAGGGCGCUCGCUGCGGAGGAAAGUUCGCCCCUUUUUUCUGUGCCAACGUCACCUGUCUGCAGUAUUACUGCGAGUACUGCUGGGCGAGCAUCCACUCGCGCGCCGGCCGAGAGUUCCACAAACCGCUGGUGAAGGAGGGCGGAGAUCGACCUCGGCAUGUGUCCUUCCACUGGAGCUGAUGGCAAGCGGCACAGCACCCUCUCCACCCACCCACCACCUUCAACACCACGACCAGUGACCGCACACGGAUCUCAUUCUUUGUUUUAGAAAACAAAUAUCAUAGUAUCUCUGUCCACUAUAUUCUCUGCUUACAAACACUUAGGAAAAUAUGAAUUUUGAGUCUGCGUGCUCAAACGUUGCACUUUGGCACAAACAGUCGAUGUUAACGCUUGUCAGGAUGUCGUGCUUUAAUUCUCUCAUUAUCCUUCGUUUGAUCGCUUUAGUGCUCCAUGUAGGUAACAUUAGGCAGUGUGAGACUAUAUAUAUAAUAUAUACAGUACAUUUACAAAAAGGAUAUAUUUAUCUAUAUACACAUAGAUAAUACAUUUUGGGUGUCAGACGUUUUAAAGAAGCAUGCACUUAUUGUGAAAACCAGAGUGGUAGGAAAUUCCCCCCUAGAUGAUGACAAAAAAAGUUACCAAAGGUAAAAUGAAUUCAUUACGAAAAUCAUGUUUAAGUGAGCUGUUAAAAAAAAACUAAAAACUUGAGUUAUUAAGAGUAAAACGCCAUUUGCUCUCCAUGUUGAAAUGAAUAGUAAUACCUCAUGCAUGCAUCUCUUUCUGUUCGCUUCGGUUUUUUAGGCUUAAUUUUUUACAAGUUUUUAGUAUUAUCUACAUGUAAUGCUGCAAUAGCUUUUGCUGCUAAAUCCAUGGUAUGAGUCCAUACCGUCAUACUUUAUUCAGGCGAACGAGCGCUCCGAAGGGUCUCUCUGAAACGGCAUGUCAAAUGAGUCUGCGAUGCAUGCUGUAAAAUCAGGUCUCGCUUUCAUUUCCCCCACGAUGGGUGAGCGAUAUGGAGCACUAUGGAAGCUUAUUUCCUCCACAGAAUCAAAAAUAAAAAUUGCAUCUUUUUAUCUCACAAAUCUGACUUGUGAGGGGAAAAAUUGACUAAUUCAGAAUCGCGAGCGGGGAAAAGUUUGAAUUCUGAGAUAUAAACUCGCAAUUACGAGGAUAAAAAGUCCGCAUCGCUAGAUAAAAAGUUUUACUUUUUUU